AUGGUUCAUUGUGGAAAGCCUUCAAAAGGGUGUGGAAAUUUUGGUAAUGCCCAGACUAGAAAACUUAAAGCUAGCGAAAAAGAUCAGCGAUCACCCAGACCCAGUGCUACUAGAACAAAAGCAACAAGUAGAUCCUCCUCAUCGAGUGAACGGAGACUUUCAAGUCAAAGCAAUUCGGUAUCCUCAUCAGACUAUGAAGAUGACGACGAAUUUGAGUUGAACGAAAUCCUUACGGCUCCACGGCCAAGAGCCGCAUUAGCUCCAUCAAUCGUGCAACAGGGUACCUCAUACUUCAUCACCAACUUUUUGGCUGGGGCAUCCGGACCAUCACGCGGACAUUUUAAUUACCUAAAGGACCUUUGCCGCAAUGGUAGUCUAGAUGAAGCUUUAUCUACAAGCAUGACGGCUGUCAGUCUUGCUGCUCUUGUUAACAGAACCAAACCACCUCAACUAUUAGGUGAAGCUCAUCAUGAAUAUAUGGUUGCGCUAAGGCGUGUCAAUGGUGCACUUAGAUCCCCUACAGAUGCUGUCAAAGAUAUAACAUGUACCAAUCGAUUGUCUUUUAAAGCAUGGACCGAACACAUCAAUGGAGCCUCAACGCUUAUUAAGCUUCGAGGCCCUUCACAAUUCAAAACACGAGUGGGAGUUGGUCUGUUCAUGCAGAUAACAGCUCAUCUUCUCAUAAGCGUGCUACAGCGAGAGAUCCCGAUGCCACAAGAGAUUACGGCGCUACGAGCCGCAGUUUAUAAGCAACUCGAUCUCCGUGAUCUCGCUUUCCGGAUGCCGGCUGUUCUAGACAAAUUUACGUACUUCAGAUCCGAUCUUCGAACCGGCAAAAUAGGCGAUAGCGAACAAGGGGUCGAGACUAUGCAAGCUGGGGAGAAUAAAGCUCCAGAAAUCGUCUUCAAGGGUUCUUACGACAUAUAUUACGACUAUUGGAUAGCGCAAAUGUGGAAUUCGAUGCAAAAUUCUCGAUUCAUGCUAAAUGAGGUGAUCAGACAACACAUUCUCGAAGAUACACUGAUCCAAAUGCGCGAUGGAAUUUUACGCUCAGUACCCCAAUAUCUGGGCUAUGUAAGUCGUAAACCGUCAACCUGGACUCCAUCUCCCGGCCAUUCUACACCUCUAUCCAGCACCCCAUCAUCCCUCAAUAACCUCCCACCUUCAACUCCCAAUUCAAUCAGCAAUAUUUUCUCCACUCUCUACCCAGAUGCCUUCAUCCCUGGUACUUCCUCUAUUCCCGCUGAGACUGGCCUCACACCCCCGUCUUUCUCUUUCCCCGCAGCCGGCGCCUAUUUCCUCGUCUGGCCACUCUAUAUCGCAGCCGUAUCUCGUGUCACUUCACCCGAGGACCGCACCUUUGCCUGUACCGCACUCCGCCGUCUAACCAGCGAUAUGGGUAUUGCUCAAGGAGCAGCCAUUGCGCAUUUCAUUGAAACAAGUCCACGCAUGCACAACUCUGUAAAGGGCAAUGGAAAGGAAUUUGAGAAGCGGGUGAAAAAUAAUACAGUAGGGCUUGGCAGGAGUAUCAUCGAUAAGGAUAAGAUGUCGAAGGGCAUGAUUAAAAAAGCGGGACCUUUGCCACUUUAUACUUAUACAAGGGGAAUCGAUGAGAUUGAGGUCUGA
This is a messenger RNA of Botrytis porri, 1626 nucleotides long. RefSeq lists its product as uncharacterized. The record is from RefSeq and is a predicted model, not a curated record. Lineage: Eukaryota; Fungi; Ascomycota; Leotiomycetes; Helotiales; Sclerotiniaceae. The coding region runs from base 1 to 1626 and encodes 541 amino acids. The transcript is spliced from 5 exons.